Messenger RNA from Harmonia axyridis, 863 nucleotides. RefSeq names its product origin recognition complex subunit 6 (gene Orc6). Gene Ontology annotation, cellular component: nuclear origin of replication recognition complex. The coding region runs from base 68 to 796 and encodes 242 amino acids. NCBI's taxonomy places the organism in Eukaryota, Metazoa, Arthropoda, Insecta, Coleoptera, Coccinellidae. The record is from RefSeq and is a predicted model, not a curated record. The transcript is spliced from 5 exons. Gene Ontology annotation, biological process: DNA replication initiation; DNA replication.
GUUUAAAUUUAAAUUCUCAAAACUGAUAAAAACAAACAGUAUUUGAAAUUCAAAUAAAAAUAAUGAAAUGGCGAAUUAUAAUAUGAUAGAAAACUUAUCGAAGCGGUUAAAUGUGGAUGAUACAUUUACAUUAAAAAAAUGCCAAGAAUUUUUGAGGAUAUUACAAACUAAAAACACACUCAAAUUGUCAGAACAAGUUCAAAUAAUAAUUUGCCUUGAUAUAGCUACCAAUAUUACAGGACAAGUAUUCGACAAGGAAACUGCUCUACAAUUAUGCUCUCUAAAGAAAUCUGCAUAUGAAAAUAAUCGUCAUAACAUUUUGAAGGUUUUAAACCUCGACAAACCUAUUAGUAUUAGUGAGUUAUGUGUUAAAUUCAGUUGUACUCAUUUAAAGGAUGAAGCUAAUAAAUUAUAUUCUUGUUAUAAGAAUAAAGAUAAUAAAAUCAAGGAUGAUGAACAUCCUCAAUAUGCAGCAGCCGCUGUUUAUACCAUUUGCAAAUUACAUAAUAUGAAGCCUCCAAAAUCUGAAUUCACCUCUAUUAGCCGUUUGAAACCUACCCAGUGGACAGCUCUAGCAACUGAAUUUGAAAAAUUUGCUCAAACUAUGGGCUUUCAAAAUAUUAAGAACAAAUCUAAGAAAAAACAAGCAGAUGAUGAGAAUCUCGAAGAAGUACCAGAAGCAAAUUCCAAAAAAACGAAGAAUGAGCUGAAGAAACAAGAAAUAGAAGACUAUGAAGUCUGGAAGGAAAGAAUACUAAAAAGAGCCAAAGAAUUAAUUGCAAAUGGACAUGAAUGAAUCAUUAGCCCCUUUGUUGAUUAUAUAAGGUUUUGAUUAUUAUUUGAAGUAAAUGCUAACUAUAAAA